Molecule: messenger RNA, 5063 nt
Organism: Pelobates cultripes (western spadefoot toad)
Lineage: Eukaryota; Metazoa; Chordata; Amphibia; Anura; Pelobatidae
Source: the annotation of a GenBank genome assembly
CGAGAGACAGGCAUCAGGGGAAAAAAAGGGACACCACACUGGUGGGGAAGAAAAUAGAGAUAGUGAGACGGACGCCGAAGACGAGAAAGGGGGAUCUCUGGACUGGCUUAUCCUCAGCAACCCGGAGACCCCAUCCAAAAUGUAUCGGUCUACGAAAGGUGCCUCCAAAGCCAGAAGAGACCAGAUCAAUGCAGAGAUACGAAACUUGAAAGAUCUUCUUCCUAUCUCUGAAAGUGAUAAAGUCCGACUUUCAUACCUGCACAUCAUGUCCCUAGCAUGUAUAUACACCAGGAAAUCUGUGUUCUUCUCACAAGGUAAGGACUCAGUAAAGUAUUAUUGCAAUGUCUUGUGAAUGCACUCAAUUGAAUACAACUCCUUAGAAUAAGAUUGUAAUAUCAGUCAUUGCAAAAGAAUAAGUUACCAUGGAUCAUCUUGAGUACAAUAUUCUUUAUCCUUGGUGUCCUUUCCACCUGUUGCUACCAGUUGUUCUUUCCCCUAUAGGUUUACCGACUUCUUGUUUGCUAGACAUUUUCACAAACAUGCAGUUUGUCAUAGAAAUAAAAUUGGUGUGAGUGCAUGAGUGCAGGAAACUACCUUUCCUCUACCAACAUUGAUAGGUAUCCAUGAGUCAGUUUUUGCUGCUUCUUCUUGCUGUCCAUGGUGCUGAAACCUAGUAUUUCUUACUCAUGUUCAAUCUCUCUCCAAGGUUCUGAAAACUCUAGAUAAUUUAAUAACGUAGAGAUAUGCAUUCAUGCUCUAUAAUUAUGUGCGCAAAGAUAGUAAUGAAUUAUAUACACUGUUGUCAUGUUAACAAUAUGACCAAGCAAUUAAGUACAUUUAUGAUCUUUUUUUGUCUACCUAACAGGUGAACAGGCAAAAGAACUGGAAGGUCUCCUCUCCAGUGAAGACUUACAGGAUUUUAUUCACAGCCUCCCUGGGUUCCUGCUCACAUAUACAAGUGAAGGAAAACUAAUCUAUGUGUCAGAAAACGUGACUGAUCAUUUAGGACAUUCAAUGGUGAGUCACCCAUUCUCUAUUUCACAUCGCACUUAUCAGCGUUCAAUUUAAUGCAACUGUUAGUAGCAUAUCAAAACAUUUUGAGUUGAUGAUUGUGUGAAGACAACAAUUGUCUGUUAGUGAUCUCUACAGGAAUUAUAAUCCUGCCAUUAGUAGAGAAGUUUAAGAAGUUUUAAAUAAAAAUAUUUUUCCAAUACACUGAUAUUAAAUACUGUCCUCUUGUUUUUUUUUUUCAUUUAGAUGUCAUAUGUAAUUUGUAGUUAAUUAUCUAGAACAACUAGUUAGUUAAUGAAUUAACUGUAGAUAAAUCAACUGUAGUACCUCUUCAAACCUGAGGGGGGCUUGUUUAAGCUCAGUUCAUUUUGUUACACUUUUGAGCUUUACAAAAUGAGUAACAUUGAGUUGGUGAGAUUGACCAUCUGCAUAAUUCCAUAGUCAUGAAAUAAAAUCUUGUUACAACAGAUUGUUCAAUAUACUCUUGAUAUUUCUUUCCCAGAUUGAUUUGGUGGCACAGGGAGACAGCAUUUAUGAUAUCAUAGACCCUUCUGAUCAUUUUGUCAUGAGGAACCAGCUUGCCAUGCCAUCCUCUCUUGAUAAUGGUAAGUAAUCUAAUGUAUGAUAUGUGCAGCUUUGCUGUGUACCAACCUGCCAUUCAGGAUUUGGACUUUCAUAGAUAACAUAAUGCAGACAGUGCCCCCUUUUAAUGUUCUUUAAGUGUGUAACUUACAGUAGCAAUAUUUUUGUUAAUAAUAUUAUUAAACUAGAGCACAAGAGUACUAAAAAAAUCUUGGAAAUUCUCUAGUCAGUAAAUUUGGAGAAAAAGAAAGCUAAAAAAACCCAACAACAUUUAUUUUAAUUUUAUUCAACUAUAGCAGCUUAGAAGAAAUAGUGUAAAAGGGAAAACGUGUGUGAAAAAAAAUUCAAUUAUUUUAAUGUUAAUUUUUACAAUGAAAUGUGUCCUUCACAGAGCGAAUGUUCAGAUGCCGAUUUAAUACAUCAAAGACAGCAAGAAGGCAGAGUGCUGGAAACAAGCUAGUCUUAAUCAGAGGAAGAUUUCAACCAUCACCGGCUGGUACCUACUGGUCAUCUAAUCCAGUCUUCACAGCUUUCUGCAUUCCUCUUGACCCAAAGCCAAGAGUAACUCAUACUCAUUUCCUGGUGGAUUUCUUUGAAAGUCGACAUGCAAAGGACCUUUCAGUGAUUGAUGUGCAAGACAGGUAAAGACUAAAUCUAAAUAUUCAUAUUAAUCUAUGCCUUCUAUAAUUGUACUCUAUUAUAUUGUUCUAAAGAAUUUUCAAUAAUAUAAUAAUGUUUUCUUCUUUUAGUGCCUUGCUUCACUUGAGUUAUGAAAAAAAUGAGCUGCUCGGCAAGUCAUGGUACAAUCUAAUUCAUCCUGAAGAUCUCACCCACCUCUCCACGCAACAUUACAGAUUAUGUAAGUUUCUUGUGCUGAAAAUGGGUGGGGGUCAAUAUGCAGUCUAUAAAUGCAUAACAUGUAAACAUGUAAACACCGUAAUCAAUGUUAUUAAUUUUUUACAUUUUCCUGCAGUGAAUGAGUCUGGGGAAUCAAAAGCAGAAGUUGUUGUACGUCUGCAGAGACGAGAUCAUCAGUGGACCUGGGUGUAUUCCCUCCUAUUACUGGAGAACACUGAGGCCCCUAUUAUAUCAUAUAAUUAUAUAAUAAGGUAAGCCUUUAUAUAACCAAAUAUUGUAAAUGUCUAACAUGCAAAAUUAAAAUCAUUACUCAUUUUUAUUCAUAUGUUUUAAUGUAAAAAAUGCUUUCUUUUCAAUAGUGAGGCUGAAGCCUGGUGCCUAAGACAGCAACUGACAUCAGAGGAGACACCAAUUUCGUUCUCUACUGGUGGUCCUCCCUCUUACCAGGACACCCUUCUUUCUCCAGGAGACAUUUCAAGCCCAGACCAGGUGUUUACUCCUCUUGCAAAUACGCCUACAAGCAUUGGACAAUCUUUUGAGUUUUCUGAGACUGUGCCAGUAAGCCCAGAAGAUCCAAUGAUGGGUCAGAGUAGUGCCCCACUUGUAGAAGACACGGCUGCCACUGAAACACAAUUAGAAAAUCAAUCACUCUUUACGCUCUUCCAAUCAACACCAUAUGAACAGAGUUUUAGAAGAGAUCAGCUUGGAACACCUGCUCCCAAAGACUUUACCUGCACUCCUCCUUAUACACCACACCAAAAUUUCUCUUUCCUCUUUGGGGCUUCAGAAAGUGCCAGUCAAACAACAUCUGAUCAAGACUCCACCACCCUUACACCAGAACUGUAUUAUUCUUACUGCAGCUCCCUCUAUGAGAAGCUGCCCCCAACCCCAGACAGUCCUGGGGAUGGUGGUGACUGCACUGUCAUGACAGUACCUGAAAUUCCAGGCCCAUUAUUUGUGGACUUGCCAAUGCUUCCAGAAGGUUUAAUGACACCAGAGACCUCUCCCAUUAACCAGGCAAUCUUCAACUAUUCAGAACAAGAGAAAAGUGAGAUUGAUCUGUUGGUCAAGCAGAUAGGUUCAUUGGCUAAUGUUUUUAGUAAUGUUAUCACCAAGGAAAUCCCUUGUACAGAUAGCAUGAUGUUGAGUGGCCAUGGACUGGCAUGCCGAAGUGUAUCCCUCCCUAAUAGUCUACCAGAUGCCGAUGUUUCACCUCAGUUACCUCGAUCCUGGAAGAGUAUCGACCUGUCUCUCUUCUUGGCAUGUCAAGAGCAAUCCCUCCCAGCCGGUAGCCACCCGGUCUGCAGCCUUUUUAAAGACUAUCCUGAUUCACCACCUUUUGUAGCCCAGGGGUCUCCCUGCAUAACCCUGGAUGAAGAUGAAGUAGGAGGGAACCUCUCCACAUCUCCAUCCAUGACUUCGAAUGUGACGACUGAUCUGUCGCCAGAAGAAUGUAACUUCUUAGAGGAACUGAUGUCCUACAAAACAGACCUUGAGGCAGGUGCCUCAGAGAUUCCAUGUGACCAGUUUAAUGAUGAGUUGUAUCAACUCCACAUUCAGCUGCAAGACGACUUCCAGCAAGGUGAGACACCACUGCGGGUGGACUUUUUCUUGAUAUGUACUGUUAUGAAACAUUAUCGUGAGCUAUGAUUAUUACGAUAGUGAACUAUAAAAUGUCUAGGAUAAUUUAUGACCAGUGAUUGUUUUUUUCCAAUCACAGCAGCCUUCACAAGUGAUGGCUGUGGGAUCAGCCAUUAAUCCAUGGAGGCUCCCAUGAUUUCGUGGGGUUCUCCAAAGACCUCAGUGUUAUGCUCUCAUGAUUAAGCAAGAGUACAGCACUGACAUGGCUCCCAGCAAAUGAAGCACUAGGAGAUGAAGAACACCAUAAGGAAGACAAUGGUGGAGGCCACCAGUAAAAUCUACCUUUCUCUGCAUCCCAUGGCCUGCGCACCCAUAUCAGAUCUGUCACUUUCAGGCCUCUUUGCAAAAUAUGAAAAGGCCUCUAAAAUUGACAGAUCGGCUUUAACUAUUAUAGUUCAAAAUUGAAAUAUGACCCUAAAAGAAAGGUGGUUAAUGAAUAGAAAUAUAAAAUGCAUUAACAAGUGUAAUGUAAAAUUUGGUGAUUUAGUGACAAUGCUUUUGUCUGCAAGUAGAUAAAAUAUACUAAUUCUCUUUUAUCUUUUUUUUUUCUUCUACAGAUGGAAGUGGAAAACCUUCGUUUUGAAAUAAGUCUGUGACUUACUUCGAUAUGUAUGGCAUAUUGUCAUAUCUCAAGCAGAUUUUUUUCUGCCUUAUAUAGAACAAAAUAACAAAACACACAAGAAAGGGGAGAAAAAACGACUUUCUGCGUCGUACAUCUCUCCUGUUCCUCGCUAAAUGUUUUGUUCCUUUUAUCUCUUUCAUUCUUCUGUUCUCUUUUUCUGGAUUUUGUGCACGUUUAACAUGAUACAGAUAGAUAUAUCUUCUUUUUUUCACUUGAAAUAAAUGAAAAGCAAUGGCCCAUCCUUAUGUAACUAGUGUUAUGUAACCUGAUUACAUCCAAAAUCAGGUUACAAUUUUAAAAUUCAACAGCUAUUAUAACAUAAAUUGAUUAUAAGUCUCAGACAAUCAGU